AACAUGGCGGGGCAUGAGUGUCGCUUGUUGUUUGUUUAUAUUUGAAUGGAACUUUGGAAAGUCGGCGUAAACUUAUCUUUACAUAGAGCAUUGCUGGGUCAUCAUGUCGCUCAACAAGUUUAUGCAUCCCAGAAAUAUCUACAAAAAUCCUCCAAAUUUUAAAGAGCUGGCGAUAUUAUAUCCAGAUUUUCGGAAACAUGCGAAGCAGGAUGUCGCAGGAAAAGUUUCAAUUAACUUCCAAGACCAGGAAGCUCUUCGUGCACUUACGACGGCGUUGUUAAAGAAAGAUUUUGGGCUGGAAGUGAAGAUUCCAAGUGGUCGCCUUGUGCCAACAUUACCACUACGCCUUAACUAUUUGCUAUGGAUUGAAGAUUUGUUAGCACUCUGUGAUGGAAAUCAAGAAAAAUCAGUUUGUGGCAUAGACAUAGGCACUGGAGCAUCAUGUAUUUAUCCCCUGUUAGCUGCAAAAAAGAAUGGUUGGCAUAUGAUUGCAUCAGAGACGGAUCACGAGAGUGCAAAUGCAGCCAAAAUUAAUGUGGAAAACAACCAUCUUCAGGAACUGAUAAAAGUACAGCUGGUUGGCCAAGAUAAAAUACUCACACCGCUUGUGGAAAAGGAAGAAAAAUAUGAUUUCUGUAUGUGCAACCCUCCAUUCUUCAAGAAUGAAGAACAACUUGAUCAGAAGAAAAAGUCACGAACUGCUGAGCGCCCACCUCCACGUAAUGCCUGGACAGGAUCUAUUGAUGAGGUGGUUACUCCUGGUGGUGAAAUAGGUCUCAUUAGUAAGAUUGUGGAGGAGAGUCUACAGCUCAGGAACAGCAUCAGGAUAUACACCACCAUGGUUGGAGUUAAAUCUGAUCUUCAACCUUUGAAAGAAGAAUUGCUUAGACAUGGUAUAACAAAUGCAGCUACCACUGAAUUUUGCCAAGGGCGUACAACCCGCUGGGGUUUAGCUUGGAGCUUUAAUGAUCAACCAAAUCUCAUGGAGGCAUGUGGGAAACACAGCCAUAAGAAGAUAAAGCCCAUGUCCUAUGUUGUGCCAUGCACAAAUAAACCUGAUGGCUACACUGUAGAUUGUAUUUGUGAGAAAGUAAAGGAGCUACUUGGUGGACUACAGAGAAACCAGACAGCAAUUGGACGUGAAAGGGAGGCAGCAGCUGAGAAGGGAAUGAGAUGGGAUCGCAGCUUAUCCCACAUGUUAUUCUGUCUAUAUGUUGAGGUAGCUGUAAAAGAAGUGAAAAAUAAAUAUGGGAAAUUUGAUUUGCAGCAACAUUAUAUGUCGUACCACACAAAAGACUACGGAAGUGCAAAAUGUGAUGGACCAGAUCGUGCACAGGAAGUUAUUAAACUUAAAAGGAAGCUAUCCAAAGAAGAUCUGGACGACGAAGAAAAAUCAACUGAGGCAGCUCUCAGAGUAAAAUGCAAAGAACUCAAGCAUUCAUUACAUGCAAGGGUUAUGACAGUAUCUGCAGCACAGAAUACAUGGACACACCAGAGAAGGCAGCGGAGGAAAAUGCAGAAGAACCUGAAGAUGGAUCCUGAUGGUACAGAAAGAGAAAGUGAUGAAAUUGUGUCACCUGAAGCUGAAACUUCUUCAGAAAUGCCAUUGCAUGAUACAAAAUCAACAUCUGAGUCUAACAUUGGUGGCACUAUGAAACUGUCAGAUGAAACAAAAGAGGUAUCCCUAGGCAGAGUGGGCAGUUAUGUGCAGUCGGAGGCAAAGAUGCAGUUUCAGUCUAAGAAAAGAGAAGUGGAAGAGCACAGCGCAGACCUAGAACCAUCUGCUAAGAAAAUCAAAACUGAGAAACUGUUGGACGAUGCGAUGGAGAAAGAUAAAAAUGCAGUAACACAGAGUGACAAAAAUGCUGAUACAUCAAAAGUUUCACCUGUUUUAAAUGCUACACUAAUUGUGAGAAAAGAAACAGAUAAAAUUCUGAUUGAAAUGACCUAUAUUGAUGGGAGUAGUGGGAAAGAUGGUGUACAUCAAGUAUUACAGUACAUCAGAAACAACUUGAAGUAAUUCGUAUCCUCAUCAUUCAUGGUGCAAUGUCCCAUCAUCUUUUUAAUUAAAUUGUUUCCAUGAAUAACAUUGUGUUAUUUAAACAUGUGGAACAGCUAUUCUGAAACUUUACAUUGCUAAUGCCAGACAAGCAAUUGUAUAUAUAUGGACUGUUGUUACCAUAUAAUAAAACUAAAAAUAUUAUCAGAGCAAUCGUAAUUACUCAUUGUUUCUUUUCAUGGACAUCAGGGUUGCCACAGCUCUGGAAAUCAGGGAAUUUUAAACUUGUUAGGCAAAUCAGGGAAAUUUGAAUUAAAAAAAAACACUGGAAAAAUCUUGUUUUUUGACUCAGUAGAUGAAAUCGUUUGUUCACCAAGAUGUCACUCAUUAUUACUAGCUGGGUGCAGCUGAGUACAUGCACCACUUCCCUACUCCCUCGUUCUUACUGCUCCUCUUUCUAACACUCCCCUCCGCUUGCAGUCAGUGCUGCCAACACUUCUUACUGCUAGCCCAGCAGCUGCAGACAAGAGGCAGGGAGGCGUGAAGAGUGGUUUGUUUGGAUCUGAUUCUCAGAGACUGUUAUCGAAGCAGCUGGAGACAGCAGUCAUGCAUGCAUGAGAUGUGUCUGAGUGAUAGUGUAAAUGUUUGUGCUCUCGUUUUCUGACAAAGGCUAUGGCCAAAAAUGUAAUUGUGAGUGUGUGAUUGUCUUUUCUGUAUGCCUGUUACAGCUCAGUGAUCAUAUUUAUGGUGAGAUGCUACCUAUCCUCAUUAGUAUUGAUUCUCAGAGUAUUCGCACAAGUUAUCUGUUGCAUCAGUCGAUCAUCACGGUCUCAUUUCACAAACAUGGUAUCUGAGACACAAGAAUAGCUGGCAGCACAAGUUGACUUCCAUGAUGGGCCAAAAUGGCAGGGCAUUU
Schistocerca gregaria is the source of this 2915-nucleotide messenger RNA. RefSeq names its product U6 small nuclear RNA (adenine-(43)-N(6))-methyltransferase-like. Gene Ontology annotation, cellular component: nucleus. Bases 104 to 2020 code for a protein of 638 amino acids. Gene Ontology annotation, molecular function: 23S rRNA (adenine(1618)-N(6))-methyltransferase activity. Lineage: Eukaryota; Metazoa; Arthropoda; Insecta; Orthoptera; Acrididae. The transcript is spliced from 9 exons. Gene Ontology annotation, biological process: rRNA base methylation. The record is from RefSeq and is a predicted model, not a curated record.